AUGGGCACACGAAGUCGCACGCUCAAAUACUUGCCGGGACACGAAUUACGCUUUGGAAUUGCGGCAGUGUCACACGAUGAAUCAACAGGUGAAGUUGACGAAGCUGUUUGUUUAUUCUGCCAGCACUUUGGUCGCGAGCAACGAGCUGAGAAAAAGCGCAAGUGUGCCAGUACAAUCAAAUACUUUCGAGACUCGUUUCGACCUGAUCAAUACACACAGCACCAUCAAUUGCAGCACCCAACGCAAUGGCUUAAGUAUAAAGAUUUGAGUGAUAGCGACAAGUAUAAGUUUUUUUCCUCGACAACAGAAUCGGCAGUGACGGAUACAAAGAGUAACAUUUGUAAUCGUACAGAUGAAGUUUUGAUACCAGAGAUUCAUGAGCGAGGACGCUGUUUUGAUAUCAUGGCGAGCAUUGUAGAGAUUGUGGCAGUCAUGGCAGAUGGUAUGGGUCCAGUUGAGCCCACAGUUUAUACGAGAGAUCGAUUAAUGUACCAAUACAUGACCCAUCAUAAUUACGAAGGAGAGUUACCGUCAAAUUGUCCACGAUGGUGUCCACCUCCCAACACUUUUGAAGAGUGUUAUGUGAUUCGAGCCGAACCACCUGUGUAUCGAGUGGUACUCUACGCCAAGACUCAAUUAGACUUUGUUAUGGAGUUGGCGAAAGAAGGGUUAUCAGGAGCCCAAAUUUCAGCCUCUUUACAAACUUGUAAGCUUUAUGCACCUCUGCUAUUAAAUGAUGUUGUGAAAAGUCCGAUGGAAAUUGGACCAUCGUGUACAUCGAGUGAAGCUAUGACAGUAGCGCAAGCAAACGAGAAAGAAUUGAAGAAGAGUUGUGUGAAUGAAAAUAUGACCCCCGAGUACAAUGAAGCUCAGACGACUGAAUUUACCAGAUUUGGAAUUGCUGUAUGCUUAAACAUCCUUUCAAAAUUGCUUGAAGAGUCGUGGGGAUUUUCGCUGGAAUUUUGUACCGUUGCUCAUCAUCCUCAGUUCUCGUAUCUGGAUGUGCGCGUAAGGUUUUACAAUCGAAUCGGAGGGCUUCGAAGUGCUCAUUUGGUAGCAAUUCCUGAGUGUACUGGUCGAUGUGACAAAAUGAUAAUCAAAACAUUGAACCGAGUACUCACUACGGUGCAUCCUCACUGGAGAACAAAGCUACUGGGUGUUACAACAACUGGAGUUCUCCCCUUCCCAUUUCGCUUGAAUGAAGUGGUUGAGCAUUUUCAACACGCAGCCAAAGGAUCCGUGCUUUAUCGAUCCUCCAACUGUAUUAGUCAGCUUCAACACAUCUUGCAUACAUUUUGCACUUCAAUCGACAACGGGAAUUUUCUCCAGAUGCAGAAAAAACUAAGCGAAUAUGUUCGUAAGGAUCAUCGUGUGAGCUCAAAGAUAAAGAAGGAUCCAACUUUCCGGGAACAGCUAGAUGCCGAAGUCUACCGCGCUUCGAGUCCUCCUAUGGCGUUCGGCCGGGAGAUAAAUAUGUUUGUUACCCAUAGCUUAUUUCUUCAAGAACAUCUAAAAGAUUCCAAAUCUCCGUCAAACCCUUCAAUAGUGAUCCCUGUGUCCUGGUGGGUGGAGCUUCAAGUCUUGCAAUGGAUACUCAUUCGUGCUCAUGCUGUUUAUGAGGUCUUGAUGAAGCAUUAUGUGACGAUAGAUCAGCAAGCCAAUGUAAUGGCUAGCUUGGCAGGAGAAUUAAUUACUAGUCUUCAUGCCCAAAUUUACAAGGAUCCAAAAUCAAUACCUCAAUUAAGUUUUGUAGACUAUAUAUCUUUGGACAAUCGAGUAGCUUUGUCCAAGACCCACACGGAGGAGUUUGUAUUAAAAGCUAGUGAGCUUGCUCGCAAUUUGGUCAAACAGGAUGGUAAUACAAUAGUUAGAUCCACCGCUGAAAGCUUUGCAACAGGUGCUGCGAACAUGAUUGCAGCGCUGGUCGAGCUCAGCGUCAGUCUAAAGCAGCAAUGUGCCGCUUGUACUAUUCCAACAUACGGAGCAGCAACUGUUGUGACGGAAGUGCUACCGCCAGUAAUGCCUCACGAGCUUGCACUUCUUAGCUUGGAUGAGUUUGAAGAGAUGCUUAAACCCUUUGAGACUUCGUUGCUUGGGACUCUAACUAAAGCUGAAAUUAAAGUUAUUCAGGAAGAGCACAAAUUAUUCCGUCAAGCUUUCGCCUUGGACGAAAAUUUAAGAUGUGCGCUUGAAAUGUGCACACCAGAAACGCCUUUUCGUGUGGCAUGGAACCUUAUGGAUGCUCGUUUUGAUUCUCUUGAAGCUUUCGCCGGUGGGGUUGCAACGGUGUGGCCAUCGCUUGUCGUCCCAGUAGCCGACAGAAACCUGUGUGAUUUUGUUCUUUGUAUCAAACAAAUGGAGGAAGCACGUCUGAUGCUUUCAGAUUUUGAGCUGGAAAGCACCUUGCACGCACAACAAUUUCAGUCACUUAUGCUGCUAAGAGAACAACUGUACGAAAGAGACAUCGACCGAUGGGUAAAUCGAAAGCGCCAGAAAAUGGUUAAUCCACAUCACAGUAACGCUUUAUGA
This is a messenger RNA of Plasmopara halstedii, 2529 nucleotides long. RefSeq lists its product as uncharacterized. Lineage: Eukaryota; Oomycota; Peronosporomycetes; Peronosporales; Peronosporaceae. The record is from RefSeq and is a predicted model, not a curated record. The coding region runs from base 1 to 2529 and encodes 842 amino acids. The transcript has a single exon.